AUGGGUGGCCGCCGAAAAGCCCUCCUCAUCGGCAUCAACUACCUGGGCUCGCAGCACCAGCUGCAGGGGUGCAUCGACGACGUCUCCAACGUGGCCGAGUUCCUCGCCUCGCGCGGCUUCUCCUCCCACCCGGCCGACAUGGUGGUGCUCACCGACGACGCGCGCAGAAACGACCCCCGCGGCCCGUACUUCCCGACCGCGCACAACAUCCUCGCUGCCAUGCGCUGGCUCGUCAGCGAGCCCGGCUGCAUGUGCUUCCUGCACUACUCGGGCCAUGGCGGGCAGGUCCCCGACGAGGAUCAGGGGAGGAGUGGCUUCGCGGAUACCAUCGUCCCCGUCGACUUUGAGAGGACCGGCCAGAUCCAGAGCUCCAUGCUGCAUCGUGUCCUGGUCAGCGCGUUGCAUCCCAGCAGCACGCUGUUUAUCUUGUUCGAUUGCUGCCAUAGGAUUUCUUGGUUUCCGUCCGACAUCCUACACCUCCGUGGCUUUCUGUCCGAGUUUUGGUUGACGCUCAAUGCAGGGACCGAUGGUGACGGCAAUGUCAACCUGAUGGACAAUCUGAAAGUUGGUGCUGAGCUGAUUGGCGAGGCAUCCCACCUCAUCCGCGGGGACUUUGCGUUCGACAGCGCGGGCGAGGCGCGUCACCUCCUCGCCGGCGCGACCUCCUUCUUCCGCGGCCUCAAGCAUCAGUACGACGGCGACUACGACGAAGGGCUGCACGCCGUGGACGAAUUCGAGGAGGACUGGGGCCCCGAGAAUAAGUCGGUCUUUAUGUUUUCCGGGUGCAAGGACGAGCAGACGUCCGCGGAUGCGUUUAUCAACGGGCGGCAUGUCGGUAUGUUCUCCUUUUCCAGAUUUACCCGGGAAAUCGAAGUCCGGACAGAGUCGACCUUUGACACUGGAGAUGUUUUAUUCUGA
Molecule: messenger RNA, 918 nt
Organism: Fonsecaea monophora
Lineage: Eukaryota; Fungi; Ascomycota; Eurotiomycetes; Chaetothyriales; Herpotrichiellaceae
Exons: 3
Coding region: 1-918 (305 amino acids)
Biological process (GO): proteolysis
Molecular function (GO): cysteine-type endopeptidase activity
Source: RefSeq, a predicted model, not a curated record